Molecule: messenger RNA, 630 nt
Organism: Ogataea philodendri
Lineage: Eukaryota; Fungi; Ascomycota; Pichiomycetes; Pichiales; Pichiaceae
Exons: 1
Coding region: 1-630 (209 amino acids)
Biological process (GO): RNA processing
Cellular component (GO): nucleolus
Molecular function (GO): RNA binding
Source: RefSeq, a predicted model, not a curated record
AUGUCUACGUUUUCGCCGAUUCCUGAGAGCGUGAGAUCGCACGAGUCUUCUGGCGAGGAGGAGGAGACUGUUCUUCCAGGGCUGGACGAGAUUUUUUCGCAGCUCGCGAGCGCUGCUGGGAGCAGAGAUCCGGCGCAAAAGAAAGAGACGUUUGAAGACGUGAAGAAAGCCGUGGCUGGGCUGCCGAAGCUGGCGUCUGGCGAGCUUGUGGCGGCGAAGAAGGAGCGGCGGGUGGCCAAGGUGGACGAUCCGAUCGACGUUGCGAUUCCGAAGAGCGAGAAGAGCGCCAAGAGCUUGACGGAGCAGUGGUUCGAGAUGCCUAAGGUGGAGCUGACGGAGCAGCUGAAGCGGGACCUUCUUGUGCUGAAGCACCGUGCGUCGAUUGAUCCGAAGCGGUUCUACAAGAAGGAGAAGUGGGAGGCGCCGGAGAAGUUCCAUAUGGGCACGAUAGUUGGGGGCCCCACCGAUUUCCACAACAGAAUCCACAGAAAGCAGCGCGGCACGGGCUUUGUGGACGAGCUGCUGAAGAACGAGGAGACCAGCGGGUGGCUGAAGAAGCGGUACGAGGAGGUUCAGGUGAAGAAAGGCGGCCGCCGGCCGUUCAAGCCCAAGAAGAGAGCCAGACGGUAG